Messenger RNA from Polistes dominula (European paper wasp), 1874 nucleotides. RefSeq names its product catalase (gene Cat). Gene Ontology annotation, biological process: hydrogen peroxide catabolic process; response to hydrogen peroxide. Gene Ontology annotation, molecular function: heme binding; catalase activity. Gene Ontology annotation, cellular component: mitochondrion; peroxisome; cytoplasm. The record is from RefSeq and is a predicted model, not a curated record. NCBI's taxonomy places the organism in Eukaryota, Metazoa, Arthropoda, Insecta, Hymenoptera, Vespidae.
CUUCAAAAAAAGUAUUGCGUAUUAUGGCGUAAGGUUGCUCCCUCAUUCUUCCACCAAUCGCGGUUCGACGUAGGUGAUAAAAGCACGCUGUCAUCGUUGCCAGUCAGUUUCUAUUCUUGGCAUCGUGAGGUACGGACGUUCUCCAACAUCGUCUUACUAACUAGAGGCAAACUUUUUAUUGCGACAUCAUUUAAACGAUCUCAACGUAGUUACACAACCGGUAAAUCCUGUGAAGAUUUGAAGGACACCAAGAUGGCAGGCACAUCGAGAGAUCCUGCUGCUGAACAACUUAACGAUUACAAGAAAAGUUUGAAGGGUGCACCACCUGUAUUGUUAACCGGUAAUGGAGCUCUCAUCGGUGAAAAAAAGGCCAGUCUUACGGCUGGACCAAAUGGCCCAAUUUUAUUACAAGAUUUUGUUUAUCUCGAUGAAAUGUCACAUUUUGCAAGAGAAAGAAUCCCGGAACGAGUAGUGCAUGCUAAAGGAGCCGGCGCUUAUGGUUAUUUCGAGGUUACACACGAUAUAACGAAAUACACAAAAGCAAAAGUCUUUUCUCAGAUUGGAUUAAGAACUCCGAUUGCCGUGAGAUUUUCUACCGUGGGUGGUGAGAGUGGUUCGGCUGACACCGUUAGGGAUCCACGUGGAUUUGCGGUUAAAUUUUAUACCCAAGAAGGUAUAUGGGAUCUAGUUGGUAACAAUACACCUAUAUUUUUUAUCAAAGAUCCACUUCUAUUUCCUAGUUUUAUACAUACGCAGAAAAGAAAUCCUGUGACUCAUUUGAAGGAUGCUGAUAUGUUCUGGGAUUUUAUUUCGUUAAGACCAGAAUCAACACAUCAAGUAUUAUUUCUAUUUUCCGAUCGUGGUUUACCAGAUGGAUAUCGUCAUAUGAAUGGUUAUGGCUCGCAUACCUUCAAACUUGUCAAUUCAUGCAAUGAUAUAGUUUACUGUAAAUUCCAUUAUAAGACCGAUCAAGGCAUUAAAAAUCUUUCAAACGAGAGAGCAGCAGAAUUGAGCGCUUCCGAUCCUGAUUAUUCUAUCCGAGAUCUUUAUAAUAAUAUCGCGAAAGGAAAUUAUCCAUCAUGGACAUUCUCCAUACAAGUGAUGACCGUGGAACAAGCGAAGAAAUUUAGAUGGAAUCCAUUCGAUGUUACAAAAAUAUGGCCGCACAGUGAAUUCCCAUUGAUUCCCGUGGGUAAAUUGGUGCUAGAUCGCAAUCCUGAAAAUUAUUUCGCCGAUGUAGAACAAGCAGCAUUUGAUCCAGCUCAUAUGCCACCUGGAAUCGAACCCACCCCAGAUAAAAUGUUGCAAGGUCGUCUUUUUGCUUAUGGCGAUACACAUAGAUAUCGCGUGGGUCCGAAUCAUCUUCAAUUACCAGUCAAUUGUCCUUACAAAACUAUAUCAACGAUCAACUAUCAAAGAGACGGUCUUAUGGCGGUGUACAAUCAAAAUGGUGCACCUAAUUAUUUUCCGAAUAGUUUCAACGGGCCAAGAGAAUGUCCUGCUGUACGUUCACCACCUUUCAGUAUUACCGGUGAUGUUGAUCGUUACGAACCCGAAAAUGAAGAUGAUUUUGGACAAGCUACAUUAUUCUGGAGAAACGUACUUGAUGCUAAUGAAAAGAACAGGUUGGUAGGUAAUUUAGUAGGCAGUUUAAGCAAAGCUUCUCUGUUUAUAAUCGAAAGAGCGGUGAAAAAUUUCUCUCAAGUUGAUAUCGAAUUGGGUAAGAAAUUGACCGAAGGUUUGCGUAAGGCUGGAGUACCAAUAAAUUUAUCUGAAAAAUCUGCUCGUCUAUAAGGAUUUCAGAUUUUUUAUUAUCGAACAAAACAUAUUAUAUUUUGCACUAUUUUUUUAUUUGUAUACUAAUAAUAUAACUG